Molecule: messenger RNA, 1716 nt
Organism: Brienomyrus brachyistius
Lineage: Eukaryota; Metazoa; Chordata; Actinopteri; Osteoglossiformes; Mormyridae
Product: ribonucleoside-diphosphate reductase subunit M2
Exons: 10
Coding region: 197-1354 (385 amino acids)
Biological process (GO): deoxyribonucleotide biosynthetic process
Cellular component (GO): cytosol
Molecular function (GO): ribonucleoside-diphosphate reductase activity, thioredoxin disulfide as acceptor
Source: RefSeq, a predicted model, not a curated record
AACGCAAGCUAUUACAUUUUACUGGAAGCAACUCUUGGGAGGACAUCGUUUAUUUUAGUGUAUAUUUUAAAAGUUAAUUUGAAGUUAAUAAUUACCUUUUUACUAUUUAUUUCAUUUUAGUUCAGCUUAAAGUUGUUGGGUUUUAUUGCAAUACGUUUUUAAGUUGUAAUUAGGUACAGUUUCUCUAAUCUCUAAAAUGUCUGCUCGCAGCCCUCUUUCAAGCAAAAGCGAAAAUUCCAUCAUUACCAAAAUGGACCGUGUUUACCUGACUGACAAAGAAAACACGCCCCCAAGCUUAAAUGCUACCCGAGUUCUGGCAUCCAAGACCGCGCGAAAGAUAUUCGAUACAGAGAUGAAGCCUGGAACGGCCAGGAAACCAGGCGUCGAGGAUGAGCCGCUGCUAAGAGAGAAUCCCCGUCGAUUUGUCAUUUUCCCCAUCCAAUAUCACGACAUCUGGCAGAUGUACAAGAAGGCAGAGGCUUCUUUCUGGACUGCAGAGGAGGUUGACCUCUCCAAAGACUUGCAACACUGGGAAUCCCUAAAAGAUGACGAGAGAUACUUCAUCUCUCACGUUCUGGCAUUCUUUGCUGCCAGUGAUGGCAUCGUAAAUGAGAAUUUGGUGGAACGCUUCAGCCAGGAAGUCCAGGUGACUGAAGCUCGUUGUUUCUACGGUUUUCAAAUUGCCAUGGAGAACAUUCAUUCAGAAAUGUACAGCCUGCUCAUUGACACAUACAUCAAGGAUCCCGCUGAAAGGGAGUACCUCUUUAAUGCAAUUGAGACAAUGCCUUGUGUGAAGAAGAAGGCGGACUGGGCUCUGAACUGGAUUGGAAACAGGGAUGCUCAGUAUGGGGAACGUGUAGUGGCAUUCGCUGCUGUGGAAGGAAUCUUCUUCUCUGGGUCUUUUGCUGCCAUCUUUUGGUUGAAGAAGAGGGGUCUAAUGCCUGGCCUCACAUUCUCCAAUGAGCUGAUCAGCAGGGAUGAGGGUCUUCAUUGUGACUUUGCUUGCCUGAUGUUCAAGCACUUGGUGAACAAGCCUUCCAAAGAAAAGGUUAAACAGAUUAUCACAGACGCUGUUGAAAUUGAGCAGGAGUUCCUCACAAAGGCUCUCCCGGUGAAUCUGAUUGGCAUGAAUUGCACCCUCAUGACACAGUACAUCGAGUUUGUUGCUGACAGAUUGAUGCUUGAACUAGGCUUUAGCAAGAUCUACAAGGCGGAGAACCCCUUUGAUUUUAUGGAGAACAUUUCUCUGGAGGGAAAGACAAACUUCUUUGAGAAGAGGGUUGGCGAGUACCAGCGAAUGGGAGUCAUGUCUGGGCCAACUGAUAACACAUUCCGCCUGGAUGCAGACUUCUGAGGAGUUCAGCAUCCCCACACACAGACUCCAUGCAUUAACACUUGAAGGGAAGGGGAUGUGGCAUUUGGCUGGGCCCCAUGUUCACCCUCCCAACCACCCUGCUGUGUUCUGGUCUGAUCCCAAAGUGACUUGCACCCUGUGCAGCUGGAAUCGGGUGCAGCUGACAACUUGGUGUGCACACAAUCCACUUUAUUGCAGUGUUUUUUUUUUUUUUAAGGUUUCUUUUUUAUUUUUGUAAUGAAUUGUAAUUAAAAUUAAUGCAACACUUUUUUUCUAUGUGUGUCUAUAUAUGUGUGACAUUCUGUUAAGGUUGGUGAGCAUAAAUUAUUUAGUUGUCCAAAAUAAAACUUCGUCAAAAACUG